GUGUACAGAUAGAACUCAUUCCUGUCGCACUUAGUACAACUUCCAUAGUGGAUGUCUAUAGCUGCCAAUUUCCUACUGUAGAAGCAGUUGGCAGCUGAUAGUGACAGUUGACAAUGACAUGUUGAUUUGACAAAACCAGCUGAAAAUUUACAGUGUUUAUAUUAUUUUCUACAAAGUAUUCCGUAUUUAUGUAGUUUUAUAUUCAUGUAAUUUGUUUUGGACAAUUCCUAAAAAUCUCUGGACAAACCAAAAUGGCUUCGCGGUUCAGUGGUGCGUUACAAUUAACAGACCUUGACGAUUUCAUUACUCCGUCACAGGAAUGUAUUAAACCAGUGAAAAUAGAAAAGACGAAAAGUAAAACUGGCGCGAAAAUCAAAAUCGGCGAAGAUGGAUAUUUCGAUAUAUCAAACGGCCAAGAACAGAAAUUACAAAAGGUUGAGAUCACAUUGGCCGACUGCCUCGCAUGCAGUGGCUGUAUCACUUCCGCAGAGAGUGUGCUUGUCACUCGGCAGAGUCAGGAGGAGUUAUUGAGAGUGCUAACAGAGCGUAAGUACACAGACACAAGAGGGAAUACCAAUGAGGUGAGCCUGGUGGUAGUGUCCCUGUCCCCACAACCAGUUCUGUCGCUUGCUGCACGAUACAAGCUCAGCGCUGAGAAUGCUGUUAAGAAACUUGCAGGUUACUUCAAGAGUAUCGGUGUAGACAUAGUUCUAGAUAUGACUGUAGCAGAUGACCUUUGUCUUCUGGAGGCCCAGCAGGAGUUCCUCCAACGCUACCAUGAGCACCAAAACGAUCCAAGCUCCAAACAGCUGCCUAUGCUCUCCAGUUCUUGUCCAGGCUGGGUGUGCUACGCGGAGAAGACGCACGGCAACUUCAUCCUGCCGUACAUCUCGAGCACGAAGUCUGCGCAGCAGAUGAUGGGUGCGCUGGUGAAGGGCGAGGUGUCGCGGCUGCGCGGGGUGCCGCCCGCCGCGCUCUACCACGUCACGCUGAUGCCCUGCUACGAUAAGAAGCUGGAGGCCUCCCGCGAGGACUUCUAUAGCGAACUGCUCGCCUGUCACGACGUCGACUGUGUUGUUACUGCCAUUGAAUUAGAACAAAUGCUGAGCAACAGCGGCAAGUCUUUGUGCGACGUGUCGGAGGCGGAGCUGGAAGCGGUGUGGGGCGGCGAGGCGGAGGCGCCGGCGCUGCGCGGACACGCCGGCUCGGGCUCCGGGGGCUUCGCGCACCACGUGUUCCUGCACGCCGCUGAACAAUUGUUCGGGAUCACAGACCCGCCCAUGGUGUACAAGGAAUUGAGGAACCCUGACUUCAAGGAGCUGACGCUGGAGCGCGAAGGUGAGGUGGUGCUGAGGUUCGCGGUGGCCAACGGCUUCCGGAAUAUACAGAAUCUUGUGACGAAGUUGAAACGCGGCAAGUCGCCAUACCACUACGUAGAAGUUAUGGCAUGUCCCUCUGGUUGUUUAAACGGCGGUGCGCAAGUUCGUCCUAAUAACGGUGAGAGUGGGCGUGAGUUGAUCGCUUCACUGGAGGCUGCGUACCGCGCGCUGCCCCGCGCCCGCCCCGCGCGCUCGCACCUCGCACGCGCCUUGUACGAGCGCAUGCACGGCGCGGGCUCGGACAAAGCGAGAGAUAUGCUGCAUACCACAUACCAUGCCGUUGAGAAAAAUGAUAUAGCGCUUAAUAUUAAAUGGUGAUAGGGACAGGGCCUCUACCUACAGUCAAGGGCGGAUCCAGCUUCGAUGUCAGGGGGGUCCAAAAUAUGUAAAUAUAUUUUGUCAAGCUCUUAACCAACUCGCUCGGGGUUGUCAUGACCCCCCUGGAUCCGCCGUUGCCUACAUUCGAACAAAGUAAAUUUUAUGGGCAAUCGGCAAUUUAAUAUACAAGUGAAGCUUAGCUUUGAAAUUUAAAAUCUCCACUGACUUAAUAAAAUGUGAAUAUUGUUACCAGUAAAGAAAUAUUUUGCAAUUAAAAAGAAAUAUGACAUUUUUGGUCCUCAAUAAUGUGUAAUUACAAUUUUUGUUUAAGAUAAUUUUAAGUUUAAAAUGCGUUGUAAAUAUUUAUUAAAUGUAAAUAGCACAAC
Messenger RNA from Papilio polytes (common Mormon), 2083 nucleotides. RefSeq names its product probable cytosolic Fe-S cluster assembly factor GL21135. Lineage: Eukaryota; Metazoa; Arthropoda; Insecta; Lepidoptera; Papilionidae. Gene Ontology annotation, biological process: iron-sulfur cluster assembly. The coding region runs from base 252 to 1697 and encodes 481 amino acids. Gene Ontology annotation, cellular component: cytosolic [4Fe-4S] assembly targeting complex. Gene Ontology annotation, molecular function: 4 iron, 4 sulfur cluster binding. The record is from RefSeq and is a predicted model, not a curated record. The transcript has 8 exons.